Molecule: messenger RNA, 363 nt
Organism: Prorocentrum cordatum
Lineage: Eukaryota; Dinophyceae; Prorocentrales; Prorocentraceae
Source: the annotation of a GenBank genome assembly
CGCGGGCCGCGCGGGCCGCGGGCAGCCGCGCCGUGGGCCGCUGCGCCGCCCUGGCGCGCUUCCGCGGCGGCGGCGGCGUGCCCCGCCGCGCAGUUCCGAUGGAGCGGCAGUGGUGGCGGCCGCCGCGCCGGGCCGCGGCGGAGCGCCCAGAGCCCGAGCGGUGUGCGCCCGCCGGCAGCCCCGAGGCAUCCGCGCCGUCGCGGCCGAGGUGUUGGCCUGCGCCCGCGCGGGCGGUGGAACGCCCCACCGCUGCGGCCGCGCUGGGCGGCCGCGCUCGGCGCCAGGCGAGAGGGCGGGCACUGGCGGCGCGCAGACUGGACUUAGACGCGUUUCACCCAUCCCCGCCGACUGAAUGGACUUGGG